AAAGACACAUGCACGCGCGCGCGUGAGAGCUCUCUCUGGAAGAGCAUCUCUGAUCGUGCGCGCAAGGAGGAGAGAGAGACUGUGUGUGUGUCGGCGUUUCUGAUGCCUGAGAGGCAAACACACACACACACACACACACACUCGGGCUUGAGGACACGUAUGGACGCGUCCGUGUGACUUAUGGACAGACGCGAGGAGACGGAGACAGGAGACAGAUGAGGACACACUCCAGACCUGGGUGUGUAGAGUGAAGUGGAGGGAGGCUCAUGGCUUCAUUAUGGGGCCUGGGCCGGCUUCAGUGGCUGGUUCUGGUUCUGGCCCUGACGGCCGUCCUGUGCGCAGGCUGCCCUCCUCGCUGUGACUGUGCAGCACAGCUCCGCUCCGUGUCCUGCCAGCGCAAGCGUCUAUCCGGCGUCCCAGAGGGCAUCCCGACAGAGACCAGACAGCUGGAUCUGAGCCGGAACCGCUUGCGUUGGGUGGCUCCGGGAGACCUGGCUCCGUACCCGCAUCUGGAGGAGCUGGAUCUGAGCGAGAACCUGAUCAACACGCUGGAGCCCAACGCUUUCGCCAGCCUGCAAGCCCUGCGGACGCUGAGACUCAGAGGAAACCAGCUGAAGCUCGUGCCCAUGGGAGCCUUCGCACGGCUGGCCAACCUCACCACACUGGACCUGAGUGAGAACAAGAUCGUCAUCCUGCUGGACUACACCUUCCAGGAUCUGCGCAGUCUCAAGAACUUAGAGGUGGGUGACAAUGAUCUGGUCUACAUCUCUCACAAGGCUUUCUCCGGACUGAUCGGUCUGGAAGAUCUGACCAUCGAGAGAUGCAACCUGACGUCUGUAUCCGGCCAGACUCUGUCUUACCUGCGUAACCUCGUGACCCUGCGACUGCGGCACCUCAGCAUCUCGGCCCUCGAGGACCAGAACUUCCGCAAGCUGUCUGCGCUGAGAGGCCUGGAGAUCGACAGCUGGCCGUACCUGGAGUACAUCUCUCCGCUGAGCUUCCAGGGUCUCAAUCUGUCCUGGCUCUUCAUCACCAACACCAACAUCAGCUCGGUGCCGUCGGCCUCCUUCAGGAACCUGGCUUACCUGACGGCCCUGAACCUCUCUUACAACCCUAUCUCCACGCUCGAGUCCUGGGCCUUUCACGACCUCAUCAGACUGAAGGAGCUGCACAUGGUCAGCACCAACCUGCUCACCGUGGAGCCUCAUGCUCUGGGGGGUCUGCGUCAGAUUCGAGUCCUGAACUUGUCCAACAAUGACCUGGUGACUCUGGAGGAGAGCUCCUUCCACUCGGUCAACAGCCUGGAGACGCUCCGUGUGGACGGGAACCCGCUGUCCUGCGACUGUCGUCUGCUGUGGAUCCUGCAGCGCAGGCGCACCUUAAACUUCGACGGGAAGAUGCCGGUGUGUGCCGGACCCCCGGAGGUGCAGGGAUACCUGAUUAGCAUGUUCACCGAUUCGGCGUUAUUCGACUACUUCACCUGCCAGAAGCCUAAGAUCCGCAACCGGAAGCUGCAGCAGGUGACGGCUCACGAAGGCCAGCUGGUGUCGUUCCUGUGCCGCGCCGAAGGUGAACCGACGCCGGCCAUCAUCUGGAUUUCCCCACAGAGACGGAGGAUCACUUCCAAAAGCCACGGCAGGAUUACGGUCCUCCCCGGCGGGACGCUAGAGAUCCGUUACGCGCAGGUCACGGACAGCGGCACGUACAUCUGCAUCGCCAGCAACGCCGGUGGAAACGACACCUACUUCGCCACACUGACCGUCAAGAGCCAGCCUUCGGACCCGGCGCUCCUCGCCAACCGCUCGCUGUACGCGGUGGACUUCAACGACACCGGGCUCAACAGCACCCGUGUUUUCCUCAAGUUCACGCUGGAUUUAACCACCAUCAUCAUGUCCACGGCCAUGGGCUGCAUCACGUUCCUGGGCGUGGUGCUCUUCUGCUUCCUGCUGCUGUUCGUGUGGAGCCGAGGACGAGGACAGCGCAAGAACAACUUCACCAUGGAGUACUCCUUCAGGAAGACCGAGGGACCCGUGACCACCAGUGCAUCCGGAGCCACGCGCAAGUUCAACAUGAAGAUGAUAUGAAACCACGCAGCCAGGUGCCCUCGGGGAGAAGCAUAGACACCCAACACUAACACACACACAGUGCUGAAUCGCAGAAAUACACACACCGUAUGACUGCAGAUACGUGACGACCUUGCAGUGUUAUUUCUCUACUAUUACCGUAUUUUCCGGACUAUAAGUCGCAAUUUUUUUCAUAGUUUGGCUGGUCCUGCGACUUAUAGUCAGGUGCGACUUAUUUAUCAAAAUUAAUUUGAAAUGAACCAAGAGAAAACAUUACCGUCUCCAGCCGCCAGAGGGCGCUCUAUGCUGCUCUGCUCCUGUAGUCUACACUGAAGACAUAGAGCGCCCCCUGUGGCUGGAGACGGUAAUGUUUUCUCUUGCUUCUUGGUUCUAAAUAAAUGCGACUUAUAGUCCAGUGCGACUUAUAUAUGCUUUUUCCUCGUCAUGACGUAUUUUUGGACUGAUGCGACUUGUAUUUAGGUGCGACUUAUAGUCAGAAAAAUAUGGUAAUAUAGAAUUUUAUAUAUUCAUGAACAGUUUUUUUAUUAUUCUGUUUUCAUUUUGCUUUUUACUUGAUUUUUAUAUUUUUGUUUUAUAUUAAUUUUUGUCAUAGUGAUUUUGCUUUACGUUUUUUUCAGUUUUAUUUAUUUAUUAAUCAGUUUUCUAUUAUUAAUAUUAAAGAGAGAGAGAGAGAGAGAGAAUUAUUUUUUAUUUCCAUUAUACAUAUUUUUCACUCAAGUAAUUUUUUUUUAAGUUUAGGUUUCAACUGGACAAAAUUUUGAUUAUUAUUUUGAUAUAUUUUUUUCCAGUUGAAAUUAUUAAACUGCUUAAACUGAAUUGGAAUUUUGAUUUUAGUUCAAGAUUUAAUAAACCCGCUUUUUAAUGUUUUUUUAUUAUUAAUAUAGUGAGUUAGUUAUCACUGUUGUCUAUAUUGUAUCUCUUUAUUAUCAAUAUUAUUAUUAUUAAAAACAACAACAACAAUUAUAUAGAUUUUUUGUUCAUUUUAGUAAUUUUCAAGUUCUAUUUAAUGCUUUUUAUUUGUAUUUUUCUUUUUUAAAUAUGUGUAUUUAAUUUUUAGUUUAUUUUCACUUGAAGUAAACAAAAAUGAGAAAUGUUUGUUUCAGUUAAUGUACUUCAUUAAAUAAUCGUAGUUAAGGAUAAUAACACUGCGACUUUGUUCUCACAACCUUUCUGCUGCAGCUGCUGCUUGAACAAUACAGUAACAAAUAAGGACUUUCUUGCACUUUUCGUCAAUUAAGAAAUCUCAGAUCUGUAUUUAAUAAUUAUUUACCUUUCAAUAGGUUUAUGCACAGUCGACUGGUUCACAGAAAACCGAGGUACAAUUCGAGAUACAGACAUAAUGUCAUCUUCGGAUGACUUAUAAAAAUUAAUGGCAUGUAAAUUUGCUCUUUAGAGUUGCUAAUCAGCAUAAUAAUUUAGAUUUCCAUAAUGCAUUUUAAUGCAAAGACCACUUCCACCAAAUUCCAUUUGUUCUGCAUCGAUCAAACAAACAUGCACCAUAAAACGAGUCAUUCCAGCAUUACUGGAUCUGCGAUGAGCAGCUGUGUGAGUUGGGACAAAUGCACCGGCCGCACCGCCGUCAGAAACGCUUUCUGUGUUUAACGAGCCAGGACCGGACUGACGAGGGGUCGCUUACCCACAAUCCCCCUGGUCAGCCUCGGUCCAUGCACACGCCGACAACCCGCUGGCCUUCAUGGGGGGAGGCUGCAUCAGUGUCGGAUCUGCUAGACGUCAGAAACGCUGAGAAACACACACACACACACACACACUAACUAGAGCCAUAAAUUUACACGAGGUUUACAGCAAUAGUGCAUCAUCUUUGUUUUGCAAUAACUGCAUGUUUAAUUUUUCUACUCAUUUAUGCACAAUUAAGAUGCAUUUGUUUAUUCAUUGGCUUCACUGUGAAUUAAUAAAAAAAUUUCACAUGCAUUAAUUGCUAUACAGUGGAACUGCACAUUAUCAUUGAUAUCAUUAAUGCACACACUGAUAUGAUGCAUGGUUUUCUCUCGUCCUGAUGCUCUUUGCUUUUUGCGGCCAGUGUGUGAACGUCUCUGCUUCUCCUGCCCAGUCCAAACCCCCAUGUCAUUUCCCAUCCCCCCCCCCCCCCUCGACUGGGUCUCAAUGAGGGAGGGUUCCUGGCUGGUGACCACAGAUGGACAUGAAAUCAUGUACUCCUCGUGUCUUUGACUGUAGAGGGUAUUCUGUGUUCAUGAUAUUUGCAUCAUUUGUUUAUAAUGUGUUUUUGUACUUCUUUUAAUCGUUUCUUUCUUUAAAGUUUUAAACAGAAACAACAGAAUCUGUUCUCAACGCCACAGCCGCUCAACGUGUUUCUGAGAGGAUGCAUUGUUAAAUUGAUCAGACUGAGAACCAGAAUGAUUGGGACACACUUGUUCUGUGCAUCAUGCACGUCUAUUGCACGGCCGCUGGUGUUGAAAACAGAUUAGUUAACCAAUAAGCAACAAGAGCCAUAAAUGAAGAAUGUUCUAACCUAAACUCACCUGUCCUGGAGUAUGUGUGUGUGUGCAAUAAGACAAAUAGAGUCAAAUCUGCUGGAUAUCACCUUCAUGAGGCCAUUAACUAGUCGCCACUGGUAUAUUAUAAACUGAAACCAUUAAAAAUCAUUUUGUUACUUAAAAUAAACAUGAAUUACAUUUUUAAAAAAAAUUUAAUUAGCUGCCAAGGCUAGUUUAUAUAUAUAUAUAUAUAUACAUGAUUUGCUGAUUUUAAUACACAUAAAAUUGGGAUUCUGAAAUUUAAUAUAUAUUAAACUUUUCAUUUGAAAGUUUUAGUAAUUUUAUAUUUUUUUGUCUUUUUAUGUAUUUAUUUAUUUUAAUCCAUUUUUAUCUAGGUUAAUGUUAUUAUAGUACAUCAAAUACACUAAAUUGUAAAAGAGAAACGUUUGCAAAUGCAAUGAAAUCAGUACAUUUUUUGAUUGUUUCAUUUCAUUAUAAAAAUAAAAUAAUUUUGGUUUUAGCCCAGUUCAUGAGAAUAACCCUCACAUAUCAUCAACAUAUCAUAUUUAAUAUGGAAAUGUAAAUGUAAUUUCAAUAUGUUUUGGUAACAUCUCUUUAGAGUGCAUUGAUAUUUACUUUUAAUAGAGCGUUUUAAAUCAUCAUACCCUUAAUGAGAUUCCAUUUCUGAUGUUCCCUAAUAAGGGCUGUCUAUGUAGUCAGUAGGUUGACUGGAACAGACUCAUCACUCUCUAAUUAUUAGUGUAAUCUCUGAUAACAGUAAGUGCUUAAUUUCAUCUUGUAAGGACUGAGCAUUAUAACAUUAUCUCAUCAGUUAAGUGAAAUAAGAGCAGUGUUCCCACUCAUGUGAUAAAUGGAGUGUGACGUCCAGCCGGUUUGACUGGGUUUCAUCUUUUGAAACAGGGACAAGCGAACACAUCAUGUUUUGUGACCCUUCACUGUUUCGUUCGCUCGCUGUCCUCACUGACAUCCUCCACAGUCCGAAGGCUGGAGUCGUGGUCGGGUGAAUACAGUAGAUGUUGUCUAAAGUGGCCUGUGAUUGGAUGUUGUUGAUGGGUUGAACAGUUAGCUCUUUCUUUUAGCGUUAGCCUCUAGCCGUGCAGUCAGUCUCUGUGUUUAUGUGUGGUGAUGAUAGAACGAGAGAUCGAAGACUCAGCUGGGAUCCAUCCCACAAAUAAAACUUUCCUUUCCUCCUCUUAUUCCUUCAUGAACUGAAAUGAACUGCAGACACUGUUCAUGAACUGGAUUAUUCUCUGCUGUUUCAGUCAGAGAGGAUUUGUAAAGUGUCCCGGAGCACAUUCAAUGCAUUCGUCCACUUUUCUGAAUUUAAUCAACAUUGUUUGCAAAAUGCCUGAUGCAGGUUGAGCAAACUUCAGAUUUUUAGGAAUCGGGUGUGAAUUUGAGUUGAAUUGCAUCACAGGAUGCUGAAUUGGAAUUUUGAAUUUACCUUGAUUUAUUUGCAACUUGAAUUGCAUUUCAAAGAAAUUCACCAGGUUUGAAUUAUUAAGUCUAUUUAAUAUGUAGAAAAUGCUGGAAGAAAACCAUCUAAACUAAUUAGAAUAUAUUAUUUAUUUAGUAAAUCAUAGCAUCAUGUGUUGAUAUUUUUUAAUAUAGGCUAUAUAUAUAUAUGUGUGUUAUUUUUUCAUAUGUAUUUAUUACUUUUGAGUGAUUUUCUUUAUCAUGUUUUACUUCAGUUUAAACCAAAUGCAAUUAGAAAUGUAUUUCGGCAACUAGCUGAAAUAAAAUAAGCUAUUUAUUUCUAAGUUAAUGUUUCUUUUAUUUUUAAGUAAUGGGUUUAUAUUUAUUUUUAGCUUUUAAUAAUACCCUGCAAUAAAAUGAAAGUCCAUUUUUAAACAUAUUGACUGUAAAUGAAAAUUAAAAAAUAAUUUGUGGCAUUUGAAACAUUGUUCAUCUGAUGUUUCAGAAAAUAAACUGUAUGUUGUUCAUAUGAUGUUUAUGAUGUUAAUUCAUGCUGAAACUUUUAAACAUUGAAUUCUACAUUACAAUUUUGCAUCCUGUUUGCAACAGCAGUUCAAAUUCAGGAAUUGGGUUUGGUUAUUAAAGCAUCUCAAUCCAAUACAAGAAACUCACAGCAUCAGGCAUUUCCUUAAGAAUCUAUGAUUGUGUGUGAUUCAGUUAUGUGCUUUUAUUCAGUCUGAUGAUUCUGAAGCAGUGAGAACAGCAACAGAUCACAAUCUCUUCCAUCUUUCCUCCCAUCUGCCAACAUUCAAGCACCAAGAUAAAUGGAGACGCUGGCAAAUGGUCUUCUUUUAUCAGGAGGUUUAAUUUUCUCUAAACCAGUUUGUGGUCAGUUAUACUGGCUGUGUUCAGAAUGAAAUCUUAGCAUACUGCGCUAUUUGAAUAGUAUAUGGAAAUGUAUGCAGUGUGCAAUGAUAAACGUUUUAAAUGGUGCUACAUUGUCAAUGUGGGAUGCAUCUUUGCACUGUGUGCUUAGCUGUACAUUUGAGUAAAUGCAGUAGGUCGUCUGGGUUCUUUGUAUUUGAGAAACAGUGUUGUAUAGCCUACUGCAGAAAUACUGUAUAUAGAGUAGUAUGUCAUUCUGAACACUGCCGCUUUCACACAUCCUCUAGCAUCAUGUCAUCUCUUCAUAACAGAGAUAGCAUGUCCAAUAAAAGCUCAGCAGCUCACAAA
This is a messenger RNA of Carassius gibelio (silver crucian carp), 7207 nucleotides long. RefSeq names its product leucine-rich repeat and immunoglobulin-like domain-containing nogo receptor-interacting protein 3. The record is from RefSeq and is a predicted model, not a curated record. The coding region runs from base 267 to 2084 and encodes 605 amino acids. The transcript is spliced from 5 exons. Gene Ontology annotation, cellular component: extracellular matrix. Gene Ontology annotation, molecular function: protein binding. Lineage: Eukaryota; Metazoa; Chordata; Actinopteri; Cypriniformes; Cyprinidae.